Molecule: messenger RNA, 2968 nt
Organism: Theobroma umbraticum
Lineage: Eukaryota; Viridiplantae; Streptophyta; Magnoliopsida; Malvales; Malvaceae
Source: RefSeq, a predicted model, not a curated record
UCUUAUCUUUCACUUUUAAGGACUUCUCUCUGAUUCUUUCCAAUGGUGACCGAACCUUUCCUUCAUAAACACUUCCUCUGCUAUGAUUUUUACAAAAAACAAGAGGCAUGUUGUUAUAAAUGCAGUCAGCAAAUUGAUGGUCGGGCCUAUUCUUGUGAAAACUGCAAGUUUUGGUUGCACAAAUCAUGUGCGGAACAAGAGCUGCCUCCUCAGCUUUCACACCCUCUCCACCCCCAACACCAUCUGACUCUAUUCUGUGAUGAUUCUGAGAAAUUCGUUUGUGAUCAAUGUUUCUACAUUUCUGGAGGCUAUAGUUACAGUUGCAAAGGUUGCUCCUUCAAUCUUGAUUUAAACUGUGCUUCUUCAAGUAAAGGUCAGCUCCACCAGGAAGAUUAUGGCCAGAGAUCUAAAAUUGGGCAGAGAAAAAGAAUUCACCAUUUCAGCCAUGAGCAUCCUCUAGACCUUUUCAACUAUAGGAAGAUUGGGAAAAUUGAGAUCAGUUGCUCUUGGUGUGAAAAGACUCUAUCUGCAGGUUCAGGUAUGUCAUGGGGUUGUCUUGAACUGUGCAAGAAUGCUACCUUUUUCCACCAAUCUUGUUUUAGGAAGAUACCCAAAAGAGUGCAGCACCCUUUCCAUCCAUCACACUCACUUGGCUUGCAAUAUAAGAAUUAUUCUUCCACUUGCAAUGCUUGUAAAGGUGAACUCGAGGAUUAUCCUUGUCAAAACUAUUAUUGCAACAAGUGCAACUUCUGGCUUCAUGUUUUUUGCAUUAGACUCCUACCUACUCUGAAACAUAACUGCCAUGAGCAUGACCUUACAUAUUUUAUAGUGACAAAUAAGGAAGAUUUCAAGUGUAAUCUCUGUGAUGGGAAUUGCAAUGCCGCAGCCGAAUGGAGUAUUCUGAACCCCUUUAGUUGGUUUUAUGGGAAAAGUGAUUGUGCUUUCUACCGCUGUGUGCAAUGUGAUUUGAACUUCCAUCUCAAUUGUAUUCCAAUACCAAGAACCACUAAACAUCGAUAUCAUAGACAUUCUCUUAUCCUUAAGGAUUCAUUUAAAGAAGAUGAUUCUGGAGAGUAUUACUGUGAUAUCUGCGAAGAAGAAAGAAAUUCAGAAAAUCAUGUAUAUUGUUGUGAAAAAUGCACAUAUAUUGCUCAUAUUGAAUGUGCUAUAAAUGAGGGAAAUUCAAAAGAACUGUUGCCCCGGAGGCAUCAGUUUAUAGAUAUGAAACUUGAUCUUGGGAACACCUCUGGCAUGGCUGUGGAACAGGAAGAGAUGGAACAAGUUGAAACUAGGCAAAGCCAUAUAGAAUAUCCUGCCCUUUCUGAGCCAGCUGAAACAAAUGGUAGCAUCCAUAAUGGCCAAUUUAAGAGGCAAAUUCAACAUUUCAGCCACCAUCAUCCUCUAAGCUUUCUCGAGAUAAUUGAAAAGCAUGAAAUUCCUUGCUGUGAUGCUUGCAAGAUGGGAAUUCUAGGUCCAGCCUAUGUUUGUGAGUCUGACGAAUAUUACCUGCACCAAACAUGUGCUGAAUUGUUCCAGGACGUGCAACACCCUCUUCACUCCCAGCAUCCUCUCAAGCUUCUUACUACAUGUCCUACUGAUCAGGGGAGAUUUAUAUGUGAUGAAUGUGGAGACAUUUCAAAAGGCUUUGUUUACUUCUGUUGGGAGUGUGAAUUCAAGCUUGACCUAAAAUGUGCUGCUCUGACUACCUCUCAAAAUGAGGGCCAACGGCUAAAACAGACAAAAGGAUACUCCAAGAAGUCUCAUUUCAGCCAUGAGCAUAUGCUAGUCUUUACAAAUUGCAGGCCAUACUUUAAAAAGUUCCAUUGCAAUGGCUGCAACCUACCUAUCGUAGGUGCAGCCUAUUGCUGCCUUGCUUGUUCUUAUAUUCUUCAUGAAUCUUGUCUUGCAUUACCACAGCAGAUGAAAUUUCAAUUUCAUCCGGAACACCCUUUGGUUGCCAAAUUAACCCAGUUCUUUGAGAUUUUUAAUCGUUGUCAUGCCUGUGGAACAGGAUUCAGGUGGACUAACAUUAGGUAUAGUUGCUCUGAGUGUUCCCUAGACCUCCAUUUUUCAUGUGCUAAUUCCCUGAAGUGGCCCCUAAAACACAAGUCCCACAUACAUAAUCUUUACUAUUUUGGGACAGAAAGUCAGAAGCUCUUUGAAAAUGAGAACAUUAGCUUUUCAUGUAAUACAUGUAGCAAAACCUGUGUAGGGCCUUCCUACCGUUGUUUGGAGUGUGCUAUCAAUUUUCAUUUGGAAUGUAUACCAAUACCUCAACGUGUUAAAUCUGAUUGUCAUAUCCAUCCCUUCACUCUUGUCGAUUCGUUUGUAGAAGAUGAUUCAGGAGAAUAUUAUUGUGAUGUUUGUGAAGAAGAAAAGCAUUCGAAGGAUCAUAUAUAUUUCUGUGAAGAAUGUAAUGGAUUGUUUGUUGCUCACAUAGAAUGCGCACUUGCUAAGGUGGAGGAAGCUGCACGAGAAAUAGAGGCCUGUUCAACUAAGGAGCCAGACCUGAAGAAGACCUCUAUCCAGGUAGAGAGCAAGACAUCCCCAGGGAGAGCAACAGAGGAAAUGGAAUCAAGAGAAGAACAUAGUUAGACAGGGCUGGAUAAAUCUUAAGUCUAUCUUCCAUGGAGGAACUAUCAACACUGAAGAAAAAAGAUUGCAUAAUUUCAAGCUAAUAUAAAUGAUCAUUUUCCAUCUGAUUUUAGUUCAUACCUUAAUCAAACAACAUAGUUACCCUUUCCUUCUCUCUAUUUAAGAAAUCCAAAGGGAUCCUUAUCCUCUCCUCCCACCUCUCUUUCUCUAUUUCAAUUUCUUUUUCUUGCUUUCCUCCACACAUACGUAGUGAACAAACCUAGGGUAAGAGAGAAGUCAAUUUUUCUCUUUAUCCUUUAAUCUAGGCAAGCGGGACAUGUUUUGAUCAUCAAGGCCUCCAAACACAGAUCACUGAAUUGUUUAACGUUUCUAA